UAUGAUGAUGUGCAUGUCAACUUCACUCAGGAGGAGUGGGCAUUGCUGAAUCCUUCCCAGAAGAAUCUCUAUAAAGAUGUGAUGUGGGAGACAUAUACGAACCUCACUGCUAUAGGAUACAGUUGGGAAGAUCUUGAAGUUGAAGAACAUUGUGCAAGUUCUGAACGACAUGAAAGGCAUGAAAGAAGGCAAAAGGGAGAGAAACAGUAUGAAUGCAAUCAAUGUGCUAAAGCCUUUGCACAACAUGGUAAUCUUAAAAGGCAUCAUAAAACACAUAUUGGAGAGAAACUCUAUGAAUGUAAUCAGUGUGGUAAAACCUUUUUACUUCACAAUAAUCUUGAAAUGCAUAGAAAAACACAUACUGGAGAGAAAUCCUAUGAAUGUAAUCAGUGUGGUAAAGCCUUUGUACAGCAUGGUCAUCUUCAAAGGCACACAAGAACACAUACUGGAGAGAAACCCUAUGAAUGUAAUCAGUGUCGUAAAGCUUUUGCUCAAAACAGUGUUCUUCAAAUGCAUAAAAGAACUCACACUGGAGAGAAACCCUAUGAAUGUAAUCAGUGUGGUAAAGCCUUUGCUUACCACAGUGUUCUUCAAUUGCAUAAAAGAACACAUAGUGGAGAGAAACCAUAUGAAUGUGAUCAAUGUACUAAAGCCUUUAGACAUCAUAGUAGUCUUCAAAGGCAUACAAGAACACAUACUGGAGAGAAACCAUAUGAAUGUGAUCAAUGUACUAAAGCCUUUGGACAUCAUAGUAAUCUUCAAAGGCAUACAAGAACACAUACUGGAGAGAAACCAUAUGAAUGUGAUCAAUGUACUAAAGUCUUUGGACAUCAUAGUAAUCUUCAAAGACAUACAAAAACACAUACUGGAGAGAAACCCUAUGAAUGUAAUCAGUGUGGUAAAGCCUUUGUACAUUACAGUCAUCUUCAAAGGCACACAAGAACACAUACUGGAGAGAAACCAUAUGAAUGUAAUCAGUGUGGUAAAGCCUUUGUACAACAUGGUUAA
Peromyscus eremicus (cactus mouse) is the source of this 1008-nucleotide messenger RNA. Its product is annotated as zinc finger protein 120-like. Gene Ontology annotation, cellular component: nucleus. The annotation marks the transcript as partial. Gene Ontology annotation, molecular function: RNA polymerase II cis-regulatory region sequence-specific DNA binding; DNA-binding transcription activator activity, RNA polymerase II-specific. The record is from RefSeq and is a predicted model, not a curated record. Gene Ontology annotation, biological process: regulation of transcription by RNA polymerase II. The transcript is spliced from 4 exons. NCBI's taxonomy places the organism in Eukaryota, Metazoa, Chordata, Mammalia, Rodentia, Cricetidae.